Molecule: messenger RNA, 979 nt
Organism: Exophiala spinifera
Lineage: Eukaryota; Fungi; Ascomycota; Eurotiomycetes; Chaetothyriales; Herpotrichiellaceae
Exons: 2
Source: RefSeq, a predicted model, not a curated record
AUGGGUUCCGUCUUGAAGCCGUUGAACACCAUUGACAGCAUCGAACAGGGAGCCUGGCCCUACAUCGAUCCGCGUCUCCUCGAUCUCCAGACCGUGGGAGGGGACCUCAAUGUCGCUCUUUGGCCUCGCGGGGCCAAGGACCGUCCUGUCUUGAUGCAUGUCGCUGCCUUGGCAUACCACUACGGCCCUGCCGUGGCCGCCAGUCGCCAGACCCAUGUCUGGUUCCAGGAGCUUGGGGGAAAGAGUAUGUCGGCUCCCACUCAGUUCACACGCAUGUUGGAGAAUGUCUUUGAGGAGCUGCUGAUUCCUCAGCAAGUGACAUUUUUCAGGUACAACAUCGAACGUCUGCUCCGAGAUGAAGAUCAUCACCGCGAGGUUCAAGGGUCGCCAGAACGCCUCCUGGACAAUCAAUUCAGUCUCCUCGAACGAUGGUCACGGAGCAAAUAUCCCUUUGCUUGGCGAGAAUUCGAGCCGGUCAUGUCCACGUUGAUCGCUCCAUACUCGGUCGCAUCGAACCCCACUUCGACCAAAGCCCGACUUGAUUUUUCUCGGGAGCUUUACGAGUGCUGCACCAGUCCGGAUGCCGCCCACAAGUCUCGGUUUGCGUCUACGCACGCCACCUGGUUUGCCAUUCUUCGGCACGUCCUUCAAAACUUCACGGCCGGACAUUUCAAGGUCGAACACUGGGUGGCGGCGAUCUCGGCGGCCAUGCUGUCUUGUCAGAUCGAGUGUGUCCCCGGGGUCUACCAGUCCCGACUCAGUUUCCGACGCGUCAUCCGAUUGAUCGGAUACACGACGCCCGUCGGGGUCCUGUCCGCUCCUGUCGGCAGCCUGAAACGGUUGGCCAUGGAAGCCCAGCAUCAGGCCAAGCGGACACGAACGACCAGCCACAUCGAUUUUGGCUGCUCCAUCCCUUUCACUCAGAUCCCGGAACUGGUGAAGCAGGGCUUUGAGGCGCAAGAACUUCAUUUUCGCAAGG